Molecule: messenger RNA, 1917 nt
Organism: Teleopsis dalmanni
Lineage: Eukaryota; Metazoa; Arthropoda; Insecta; Diptera; Diopsidae
Exons: 2
Coding region: 1-1917 (638 amino acids)
Source: RefSeq, a predicted model, not a curated record
AUGCCACAUAGAACAGUAUAUCGUAAAGAUAAAACAACUACAAAGAUGCGUAUAGUUUUUGAUGCGUCAUCAAGUGAGGCGGAGCAUGGAUCGUUAAAUGAAUUUUUAAGCCCAGGUGACAAUUUACUGUCAAACUUAGUGUCAAUAUUGCUAAGGUUUCGUUCAAAGAGAAUUGCUAUGACAGCAGAUAUUGAGAAGGCAUUUUUGCAAAUUGCUAUAGACGAAAGCGAUCGCGAUACACAUAGAUUUUUAUGGUAUGUCAAAAUGCCAAGUAUAAACGAACAACUGCCAAAUAUUGUAGAAAUGCAUGACAUUAGCGUUGAUCUGGUAAAGACCAUUGAAACCAUUGCUAGUUUAAAACCAACAAAGCAAAGCGUGAUGAAGGCUUUGGCAAGAAUAUAUGAUCCGUUAGGAAUAAUAGCACCCUUUACAGUGCGACUAAAAAUUUUACUUCAAAACAUUUGGAAAGUGAAAUAUGAAUGGGACGCGCCUUUAAAUGACGAAAUGUGUUACGAAUUUGAAGCAUGGCGAAACGAACUUAAAAUAUUAAGACAUUUCAAAAUUUCUCGUUGUUUGUGUCACGCAGAGAAAAGCUUUAUAGAGAUCCAUAUAUUUGCUGAUGCAAGCCCAAAGGCAUAUGGAGUUGUGGCAUAUUUGAGAACAGUGGCGAAUGGGAUAGUUUUAAACAAAUUUAUUUGCUCAAAAAACAGAGUAAGCCCAAUUACAAAGAGCGGUAAUGAUGAACUCUCGCUCCCAAAGUUGGAACUCACGGCAGCUGUUAUUGCAGUACGACUUAAAGCAUUUUUAUCAGGGUCUCUAGAGUUACAGAUUGAUAAAUACUACUUAUGGUCUGAUUCAACAAUUACACUUAAUUGGAUUAUGGGAUGCGGAAAUAAAAUAAAGCCAUACGUUACAACAAGAGUUAAAGAAAUUUUAAAACUAACUAACAUAUACGAAUGGAAAUAUUGCGAUGGCAAAAGCAAUCCUGCUGAUUUUUUAACUAGAGGUUGUACAGCCAAAAAUUUGUUUAAUAAUGAAUUAUGGAAAAAUGGUCCGAGCUGGUUAUCGGCAAAGCAAAUACAUUCUGCAAGCAACAAGAGUAUGAAUGAUAUUUUAUUAACAUUUUCGGACCUGAAUGAAAACAUUGUCAAUCAAAGCGAAUCAUUUGAAACAAUAAACAAAUAUAGUAACAUCAAAAAAGUGUUAAGGGUAACAGCCUAUAUUAUGAAGUUUAUUAGCAACAUGCAGACACAAAAAUCUCACAGGACAGUACAGAAGACAUCAAAAAUAAAUGACGUAAAAAAUUUAAGUGCGCAGGAAAUUGCUGAAGCCGAAAAACUUUUGGUAAAACUGGAACAGAGAAGAUAUUUUCCUGAAGAAGCUAGUUAUCUGAAGAACGGAAAAAUUUUGCCAACAACAUCGAAGUUAUUAUGUUUAAAUCCAACUAUUGACGAUGGCGUGAUAAGACUUAGUUGCAGGAUUUCAGAUAAAGAUUACGACAAAAGUUUGACAAAACCAGCUAUAUUGCCUAAACUGUCUCGUCUGAGCAGGUUGUUAAUAAUUGAAGCGCAUACAGUUACUCUACAUGGAGGUGUGAAUGUAGUACUAGCAUACAUACGAAAGAAAUAUUGGAUAAUACAAGGUCGCCAACUAAUCAAAAAUAUAGUAGGUCAAUGCAUAGUAUGCAAAAGGAUCAGAUGUAAAAGCGCUAAUGAACAAUGGUCUGUUUUGCCAACUGAACGAAUUACAACAGCCAGACCAUUCAAGACGACUGGAAUUGAUUUUGCAGGACCACUAUAUAUAAAAAUUGAAAGAGAGAAUUACCAAGAAAAGGUUUAUAUAAAUUUAUUUACAUGCGUAGCUAUAAGAGCAAUCCAUUUGGAACUUGUAAGGCCCAAAUUUUGCAUUAAAAUAUAG